AUGCCAAACUCAUCAGCUUCAAUGGCGCAGCAAAUUUCCCUCUUUCGCACGCGAAUUCAGAAUCGAAGUUUUGACGAUGUGACGCUACGGAUUUUGGAAUCGAUCCUGGCCUCGGGCGACGCGCGAUCUCUGAAUGGAGUCGAGUCGGCCUUGAAACAGAUGAUGAGAGAUGAAUCUCUUAUCGUUCUUGGAGAAAUUGCGAUGGAGGCGGUCGAGAUUAAGCUUUUGUGCGUCGAUUUUCUGGUUCGCGUGUUUGCGGUUAUUGGUGAUGUCGAGAGUUGCUUGGUCUUGAGAUACGAGGCAUUGGUUAUGCGAAAAGAAAAGGCUACCACUCACCCUGGGCUUCAGGUUUCUUCCAAAGAAUGGCUCAAUUUCGUCGAGAGCUCUGUUGAAAAUGGAUUCCAUUCCAUUGCACGUCAUGCAUGUGAAAAGGCUAUUAUGUCUUGUGGAACAAACUGUGUGGCUCGUGCCAAAAUGGAUGAUAUACUUCAUGAUGGCCAUGUUAUCAAGAAAAUCAGGAGAUUAAAGGAUGUUGCUCAGCUUGCAAUUUCCUCACAAUCUGUCGAGGCACAAGCACUAAUGCACCUAAAGCAGAAAGAAGAUGAGAAGAGCACACUGCAAGUAGCCCCCAUUCUUGAAGCUAAAAGUUCAGGAAGUUCUCGGUUUAGAACUGGGAUCAUGAAGCAUAACUUGCGAAAAUUCCAUGCUUACCGAUGUUCAUGA
This is a messenger RNA of Striga hermonthica, 723 nucleotides long. NCBI's taxonomy places the organism in Eukaryota, Viridiplantae, Streptophyta, Magnoliopsida, Lamiales, Orobanchaceae. The record is from the annotation of a GenBank genome assembly.